AUGGCUGAGAAUGUCUCCAACGGAGUCACCAAUGAAGACAUGGCGAUCAAUCUGGUCCAGACACAGUUGGAGGUGUCGCUUGUGAGGAAAGAGAUUGCAAACGACCUUCGUGAACUACGACACAACGUCACUAGAGACUUGGACGUCCUAAACUGUGAAGUCGAUGAUGUUAGGGCAGGCCAGCUCGAUCUAUCUAACAUGGUUGCUGAUUUGAAGAAGCAUUUGUGUUCACUACAAGCAUCAUAUGUCAACAUCGUCUUCGGUAAAAACAAGUGCAACAAAGUCAAAUAG
Lactuca virosa is the source of this 291-nucleotide messenger RNA. The record is from the annotation of a GenBank genome assembly. Lineage: Eukaryota; Viridiplantae; Streptophyta; Magnoliopsida; Asterales; Asteraceae.